GGUUGAUUCGAGCAACUUACAAGGACAAGGCAAUUAACCAUCUUGCUAUUUUUCCUGUUUUCGUCGUCAUCGGCUGUCCUAGCUCUCACGGCUACCCAUCGUUUUCCCAAGCGCUGUCAAGUGAUGCCAUUGGUUACACUGGACAAAGGCCCUGCAAAUACGCGUGCCUCCAUCAUCGAUCCCCCUUUAUCUACUUUCUCGCUUUCCGUUAUCCCUUCUGUCUGCUUUUUCUUUUCUCGGCUCCAUCUCAUUCCCCUCGUUCCUUGUAGCGGCCCCGGCUUCUACGUUCCGCCUGCGAUUCCCGUAUUGGUCACGCCUCCACAAGGCGUAUUCCUUUUUUCGUCGGACCUUUCCACAGGGCUUCUAAAAUGGCGCAGGUCCCAGCGAGCGGAAAGCUCCUUGUCGAUCCCCGAUAUUCGACAAACGACCAGGAAGAAAGCAUUCUCCAGGACAUCAUCACGAGGUUUCCCAAUGUGGUGCUCAUGAAGCAGACGGCUCAGCUUCGAGCGAUGAUGACCAUCAUUCGUGAUAAAGAAACACCGAAGGAAGAAUUCGUCUUCUACGCCGACCGCCUGAUUCGCCUCCUCAUCGAAGAAGCUUUGAACGAACUGCCGUUCGAAAAGAAGGAAGUGACAACCCCUCUGGAUGUGUCAUACCAUGGAGUUUCCUUCUAUUCCAAGAUCUGUGGCGUCUCGAUUGUGAGAGCUGGCGAGUCGAUGGAAAGCGGCUUGCGGGCAGUUUGCCGCGGCUGCCGCAUCGGGAAAAUCCUCAUCCAGAGAGACGAAACAACUGCGGAGCCUAAGCUGAUCUACGAGAAGCUGCCUGCCGACAUUAGAGAUCGCUGGGUGAUGCUGCUAGAUCCGAUGUGCGCGACGGCGGGCAGUGUGUGCAAAGCGAUCGAGGUCCUCCUGAGGCUCGGCGUGAAGGAAGAGAGAAUCAUUUUCGUCAACAUUUUGGCUGCUCCCCAAGGCAUUGAACGUGUUUUCAAGGAAUACCCGAAAGUCCGCAUGGUCACUGCUGCUGUUGACAUCUGCCUGAACUCGAGGUACUACAUCGUCCCCGGCAUUGGUGAUUUCGGUGACCGGUACUUUGGAACCAUGUAGGUCUCUAGUUUUUUUGACAGACCGCUGACGGAAUCGCGGACUGGAAGAAGCACGCCUCAAGAGGAUAAACACCAUUUUUAUUUUUGUCUCGCUCCCACGUCCCUCACCAUCGGCAGGAACACAGAAAAAAAGUUUUAGUUGUGAGGCUGCCUGGUGCGCGACAAGCAGUUGCGCUUUUUUGUGCCACGGGGUAUAUCUUUGGUCGCGCUCCUGUCACGACUGUUGUUAGUCAUGGACCGGACGAUUUCUUCGUAUCAGGCACAGAGUCCCGUACACCUGUAACGGGAAUGUUUACGAGGCGGCGUGCAUCCCGUUCCUCGUCCAUCUCGAGUUUUAUUUCCCUUUCCUUUGUUCGAGAUUCUGCUGUCCAGAACGAGACAGGGAAGCGAAGUGGUAGUGCCAGGAAGGGCGCAGCUUAAUUGCUCCUCUUCACCUUAAGUCGUUUACUUGUGCCCAAGAAGUGUUCUUCACGAUUACCUUGUGUGUUUCCGCCGUUCUUUGCUUUUUGUUCGCGCUGCUCGGAAACAUUUACAACCUCAUAUCUAGAUGUUGUUGAAGCAAUGUGAAGAAUGGUCCACGUUACAUUCUCUAACGGAAUUUUAACGGUGUGGGAUGGACAAGCAAUGCAUAUGCGAUGUCGAACCCUCGAAAACCCGUAAUGUGCGACCACGUCCUGGGUGAAGCAAACGCGUUUCCACAUACAGUCGGUAUCGAUGUCACGCUUGCCAGUUCGUGUAGGGAAGUUGGCGUGUUUUUUUUUCCACGGUGGGGAUUGAACAGUGUCAUUGCCCAGACCAUGGCAGUACCAAGUCUGCUCUGAUGAAGUGCGCCACCAGCAUUCUGUUUUUUCGCUCCCACGAGGGUGGAACCUCUAGCACACAACUUCUCUCUUCUGAGGUUGCCGAAAAACUGUCUGCUAAUUUAUCGAGUUAUUUGAACUACGGGACCAACGGGCAGAGACUGUUUUCACUCGGAUGUCGUACAGUUGACGUCGCGACGAAAGGCACAUGACCAAGGCGAUUUUUUUUAUUUUCUGGUUCAUCCGGCUAUCCACCAGUGUUGCUUCGGUCGAUC
Molecule: messenger RNA, 2177 nt
Organism: Toxoplasma gondii ME49
Lineage: Eukaryota; Apicomplexa; Conoidasida; Eucoccidiorida; Sarcocystidae
Product: uracil phosphoribosyltransferase FUR1, putative
Exons: 8
Coding region: 369-1103 (244 amino acids)
Source: RefSeq, a predicted model, not a curated record